GCAACACCCUCCUGCUCUUUCACUCCUCCUCCAUCACUUCAUCCAUCUUUUUCUUCCCCAUCUUUGCUAGACUUCCAUCUCCUCACUACAGCUUCCUCACCGCGCUGCAUUUGCUGCCCCCUUGUUUCUUUGUCCGCAGCCCUCCCCAGCGUGGAUAGCCGCCACGAUGAGGUCCUUCGCCCUCUCGCUGCUCCCGCUGCUUGCCUCUGCCUCACCGCUGAGCAUCGGCACCAUCCACAAGGAUGCCGCCCCUAUCCUCUCGUCCGUCAACGCGAAGGAGGUGCCCAACUCGUACAUGGUCGUGCUGAAGAAGCACGCCGUCGCCGCCGAGCACCAUGACUGGGUGCAAGGCAUCCAUCUGGCCAGCCAGAAGGAGCGUAGCGAGCUGCGGAAGCGCUCGCAGUUCCCCAUCACCAGCGAGAUCUUCGAGGGCCUGAAGCACACCUACGACAUCGCUGGCUCGUUGCUGGGUUACUCUGGCCACUUCGACGAUGAGACCAUCGAGCAGAUCCGGAGGCAUCCUGACGUUGAGUACAUUGAACGGGACUCCGAGGUCCACACCAUGAAAGACGAUGACUACGAAAUCGAGAAGAACGCUCCCUGGGGCCUUGCGCGUAUCUCGCACCGCAACAGCCUGAGCUUCGGCACAUGGAACAAGUACCUGUACUCCGGUGAUGGCGGAGAGGGCGUCGAUGUCUACGUGAUUGACACCGGAACCAACGUCAAGCACGUUGACUUCGAGGGUCGUGCCACCUGGGGCAAGACCAUUCCCUCCGGUGACGCUGAUGAAGAUGGCAAUGGCCACGGCACUCACUGCUCCGGCACUGUCGCUGGUAAGAAGUACGGUGUCGCCAAGAAGGCCAACGUCUACGCCGUCAAGGUCCUCCGCUCAAACGGCUCCGGCACCAUGUCCGAUGUUGUCAAGGGUGUCGAAUACGCCGCUGAGGCUCACUCCAAGAAGGUUGACGCUGCCAAGAGCGGCAAGGGCAAGAAGGGCUUCAAGGGUAGCGCCGCCAACAUGAGCUUGGGCGGAGGCAAGUCCACUGUUCUCGACCUGGCUGUCAAUGCUGCUGUUGAUGCUGGCAUCCACUUUGCCGUCGCCGCUGGUAACGACAACGCCGACUCCUGCAACUACUCCCCGGCCGCCGCCGCUAACGCUGUCACUGUUGGUGCUUCAACUCUCCUCGACGAGCGUGCGUACUUCUCCAACUUCGGAAAGUGCAAUGAUAUCUUCGCCCCCGGUCUUAACAUUCUCUCUACCUGGAUCGGUAGCGAUCAUGCCACCAACACCAUCUCUGGCACUUCCAUGGCCUCGCCCCACGUUGCGGGCCUUCUCGCUUACCUCCUUUCUCUCCAGCCAGCCAAGGACUCUGCUUAUGCAGUUGCCGACGUCACUCCUAAGAAGCUGAAGGCGAACUUGAUCUCCAUUGCCACCGAGGGAGCGCUCUCCGAUGUUCCCAGCAACACCAAGAAUAUUCUUGCAUGGAACGGUGGAGGAUCCUCCAACUACACCGAAAUUGUUGGUAAGGGUGGUUAUGUCGUUAGCAAGAGCGAAGACAAGCCCAGCAUGACCCUUGCUGAGGCUGAGCACGAGUUUAAGAAGACGAUCAAAGAGGGUGGCUACAAAAUCAAGGAGGAAUCCGCCAGCCUCCAGGAGAAGAUUGAAAAGAUCUCCGCUGAGCUUGAGGACUUUGUCGCUGAAGAGAUGGAGGAGCUCCUUCACGAGUUCCGCUCCCGCAUGAAGGCUGCCAAGCCCGAGUAAGAUGUUCCGGUUUAAGAAAACAGUACUUGACGUUCUGUCCGGGAAUUUCAUGUGCAUUUGAUCCCAGAGUUUGGAUGACACUGCGUAGCUCAUGGUGUUGCUCCCUAUACUCGUGGUGGGUCCGAUCGGCUCUCAUUUGGCGUGGAUAUUGCUGGGAAAGUGCAUUCAUUGUUCGCACUUGGGUUUGCAUAGCUGAAUGGCAAGCUGCACUAGCGAGCGGGUGGCCAUAUGGUGCGCUUUCCUUGGUUGCUAUUUAGUUGUGUAUUUAUCUCGUCGCUAGGAUCACAUGGGUUACAGAAUAUCAGUC
Molecule: messenger RNA, 2069 nt
Organism: Mytilinidion resinicola
Lineage: Eukaryota; Fungi; Ascomycota; Dothideomycetes; Mytilinidiales; Mytilinidiaceae
Product: subtilase
Exons: 3
Coding region: 167-1762 (531 amino acids)
Biological process (GO): proteolysis
Molecular function (GO): serine-type endopeptidase activity
Source: RefSeq, a predicted model, not a curated record